Molecule: messenger RNA, 1671 nt
Organism: Phragmites australis (common reed)
Lineage: Eukaryota; Viridiplantae; Streptophyta; Magnoliopsida; Poales; Poaceae
Product: E3 ubiquitin-protein ligase ATL4-like
Exons: 1
Coding region: 166-1245 (359 amino acids)
Source: RefSeq, a predicted model, not a curated record
GCCAGGGAGUAAGCCCGGCAACCACUAUUUACUCCCGGCCUCUGCUUCCGCACCUCAGCACCAAGCCGCGCACUCCAAAGAACUUCGCGAAUAGGAGGCGCGAGACCCCGUCCCCGGUCUCGCGCGCGGUGAAACCCAUCCUAUUCCUACCUAGGCAGCCUCGUCAUGUCCUCCUCCUCCUCUCUCCCGUCUACCACGCCGCAGUCCGCCGGGGCCAUCGGCGCCACCUCGCCCUACUACGCGUCGUCGUCCAUCCUCCCUUCCCUCAUGAUCAUCGCCGCGCUGCUCGCCUUCGUCUUCCUCGCCUCCGUCUCCAUCCACCUCGUGCUCCGCUUCCUCGCCGACCGCUCGUCGUCGUCCGCCGCACCGCCGCGCCCUCGGGCCCUUCGCGACGAGGUGCACUCGGCCGGAACAGUGGGUGAUACGACAGAACGGCUUGCCGCUGCAGCCGAGAGGAAGAAGGAGGAGGUGGGCGACGAGAAGCAGCGGCUGAUCGACUCGCUGCCGCUGUUCACGAUGGCGUCGGCGCUGGCGGCGCUGCCCAAGAGCUCGCCCGACUGCGCCGUCUGCCUCUCGCCGUUCACGCACGACGCCGAGCUGCGGCUGCUCCCUGCCUGCCGCCACGCGUUCCACGCCGCCUGCGUCGACGCCUGGCUCCGCACCACGCCAUCCUGCCCGCUCUGCCGCGCCGCCGUCACGCACCCGCACCCCUCGCUCUCCGCCAUGCUCGCCGCCGCCCAGCCGCCGCCGCCGGAGCCAAGAAGCAGGGACCGUUCCAGAAGCUUCGUCGUUGAGAUCGGCACCGUCAGCAACCGCGGCUCCUCCGCGCCGGCCGGCGGCGGCGACAGGAACAGCCGCACCUACUCGCUCGGCUCCUUCGACUACCAUAUCGACGAGGAGGUGGAGGUCGUCGUGUCCCGCGUCGCUUGCGCCACUGCCGGGGAAGCCACCGUCAAGGAGGAGAAUCCCGCAGCCCAGCAGGAGGCGCCGUCUCCUCCCGGUGAAACGGUGGCCGAUGCAGCGGGGUCGUCGCGCGGCUGGCUGCGGGAGUACGUGGACCGGCUGGCCUCGUCGGCCUACUCGCUCUCCGAGCGGUGGAGCUCACGGUGGAGCCAGAGUCACCAAAGGCAGGAAGAACCGUGGCUGUGGGACGCGGAGGCAGGGGCAGUGGAGAUGUCGACGCCGGGGCCGGACGAGGAGGAGACGGCGUUCAUGGUGAUGUACCGCUGGAUCGCAGGGGUGUAAACGUAGUUGCAUGAAGUUACAAGGCCCUUUGUAUCAAGUUGCUAAUUCAAGUUCAGGUGAUCCAAAUGUUUUGGAAGCUCCUGUUGACUGUGGGUGCAUGGUAGGUGUGAGCAGUAGCAGCAUCUGCACAUAGUUCAUCCUCGGACUUCGGAUUCUGGAAAGCGGGGAAAUAAGACGCCAAGAUAGACAACGUGCAUGCAGAAUUGUUCUUUUCUAUGGUUUAGUUCGUUGCAUUGUAUCAGUUCCUUUCUCCAAGGAUGAGGUUGUCAUCUGUCAUCUACUCAUGUGUGCCUCCGUGCGUGUGUGACUGUAUGUGGUGUGUCACACAACUCACAAACGUGGCAGUCACAGGUGUCAGCAUGAGAGCCAGAUGGGAAAGGCCAUGUCAUCCUGUUCAACGUGGACUGCAGGUUCUGCUGGUAAUGU